This is a messenger RNA of Colletotrichum tamarilloi, 480 nucleotides long. RefSeq lists its product as uncharacterized. The transcript is spliced from 2 exons. The record is from RefSeq and is a predicted model, not a curated record. The coding region runs from base 1 to 480 and encodes 159 amino acids. NCBI's taxonomy places the organism in Eukaryota, Fungi, Ascomycota, Sordariomycetes, Glomerellales, Glomerellaceae.
AUGUGUGUGGUGUACGUACUCCGUAGUUGGUGCAGCCACAAGGUGGCCACCAGGUGGAAGAUGACCGCUUGCGAAAAAUCCGGAAGCCAAUCAAUGCUCCCGCGAAGGAUGGAUGGGAAGCGACGGGCAUCCUGUGAGCCAGAGCCAGAUCUGCUUAGCAUUGAUCCAGUCACCAGCCUGCGAGGCAGCAUCUGCAACAGAAAGGCUGACCGGCCACCGAAGCCCACACUCAUCAACUCCCGGACUUUAUGCAAACAGCUUGCCAAGCGCCACAAAGGCUCCGACGUCAGCUACGAGACCAUGACAAGAGAAGAAUGGAAGAAGCUGCACAUCACAGGUCACAGGAGGCCUAUGACGAUGGCUCACUCAGUAUCGCUUAGGGAGGGCGAGCGGUGGCAGCAAGAGCACGGAGCAGUCAGUCACCAACAAGGCACCGGGCCUCUGAUUGACAGCGAGAAAGCUGAGAAGGGAAGUAAGUGA